Molecule: messenger RNA, 681 nt
Organism: Fusarium musae
Lineage: Eukaryota; Fungi; Ascomycota; Sordariomycetes; Hypocreales; Nectriaceae
Exons: 2
Coding region: 1-681 (226 amino acids)
Source: RefSeq, a predicted model, not a curated record
AUGGCUCGAUCUCUUGCUCUUCUCGCUGGUGCCCUCGCCACUGUUGCGGCCCAGACUACAACCGUUGAAUUCCUCCUCCCCAUGUUCGAUCCUCAGCCUCUUGAGGGCUCUGUUGUUGCCGUGAAGGGCGGCGCGACUACUCUUGCUAUUCACUGCCCUGAUGCAAAGGCGACAAACUGCGGCCUUGACAGUACCAGCACCAUUGUCGGUGGCCCCUCUACCAUUGAGUACUCUUACACCAUGCAUCCUGAUGUUGAUGGAUUCGGUGGCGGUGAAAUUAAGCAAAACAUGGGUUGCGUCCUGGACCCCAAGAAGGAUGUCGCUACCUGUUCCGUUCACCAAGUUGCAGUUCUCUCUGGUACCACCUCCGCCACCUCAAUGACUGAUAGUGUGAGUGGCUACAAGUCGCUUCUCAUGCCCAUCACUGUUACCGCUGGCGUCAACAAGCUCAACGGCAAUGAUGAUGCUUCCGCUACCGAGGCCGCCGGUUCUGAGGCUACUUCUGCCGAUAAGCCCAAGGACACUGGUGCCAAGGCCACUGAUACCGCUGACGCUACUACUGCUUCUUCUGAUGCUGCUGCUACUCCCGUGAGCUCCGACAAUGCUGCUGGUCCUAUGAAAACCCAGAAUGCUGUUCUGGCUGCGGCUGCUGUUGUUGGCGGUGCUGCUAUGUUGCUGUAG